AUGGACGAGUGCCUCGCUCCCAUUGCAGCCAGCGGUUUACGUGCGCCGUCACGCAACUUAUGCUUUUGCUGUGGAGAAGCAUCGGAAUACGUUACAGAUGUGGUACGUGGUGCAUCUCGUACAGGUGCCUACCGUGUCUCCAUCACGUUACCAGAGCGGAAGCGUAUGCAGCGCAAAAGUCGCGUGAUGGCAUCAGGGGCAAUUCGUCCUUUCUUGAGGUGCACAUCCAAGGUUCGGGUCUGGACAAAGAACAUGCGCGAAUUCGGUGAGCCAAUAAUAGUUGAGGACCCGAAAGCUAUGGAUGGUACUCGGGUCACUUUUCGACCUGAUUUGGCCAAAUUUGGAAUCGCUGGACUGGAUGACGCUAUUUGUAGAAUGUUCCGGAAGAGGACCUACGAUGUCGCUGGAACACUUCGAAACGUCAGUGUGUACUAUAACGGAGAGCUGGUAGAG
Ostertagia ostertagi is the source of this 453-nucleotide messenger RNA. NCBI's taxonomy places the organism in Eukaryota, Metazoa, Nematoda, Chromadorea, Rhabditida, Trichostrongylidae. The record is from the annotation of a GenBank genome assembly.